UUUCAAAUAACUACACAUCUUUUUAUCGUCUUUGAUCCUAUCUACUUUGUAUUUUGUGACAAACAGAACUUGAAAGAACUUCCACAAAAAGAGUUGGAUACUGAAAUACGUAACGCUUCGGCAAGAACACAUCUACAAACAAAAAUGUCUGAAAACAGCACCAAGAAUUCUCAUUUAAAUAUUUUGACUGAAAUUGAAUCAGGUGGUACUCAACUACAAAUUUUUGAUGGCGAAGAUGCAUCGGCUUUUGAUGAAUGGGCAAUAAGGUUUAAGGACUAUGUAGAGGUAUUUGGUACUAAUUGGACUGAGGUUGCUAAAAUAAAUAGAUUAAAACUUUACCUAGGUAAGACAGCAAGAAAUAUUUUUGAAAAUUUAGCGCCAACGGAGAAAAAUACUCUGCAAAAUGUCUUAAUAAAUCUUAGAAUUAAAUUAGAUAGCCCAUAUAUUCGUGAAUUAGCAUAUAGGAAAUUAGCUUCAUGUUAUCAAAGAAAAGGGGAAUCAGUAGGUGAAUUCAUUAAGAGAUUAAUUCCGCUUGUUAAUUCAACAUCUUCGGAUGUCACAAAAGAAGUAAAGGAAGAAACUCUCUGUAGAUGUUUUAUUGAGAAGGUCAGGCCGGAAUACCAAAGGUCCUUACAAUUAGUUGCUCCAUUGAUUGGAAGGAAAUGUUUUGACAAACUCGCAACAAAAUAUACAAUUAAUACAAGGAAAGGAAUCAAGUUGGAUACAAAGUACUUCAAAUAAU
This is a messenger RNA of Meloidogyne enterolobii, 742 nucleotides long. The record is from the annotation of a GenBank genome assembly. NCBI's taxonomy places the organism in Eukaryota, Metazoa, Nematoda, Chromadorea, Rhabditida, Meloidogynidae.